Solanum dulcamara is the source of this 614-nucleotide messenger RNA. RefSeq names its product proteinase inhibitor PSI-1.2-like. Lineage: Eukaryota; Viridiplantae; Streptophyta; Magnoliopsida; Solanales; Solanaceae. The coding region runs from base 178 to 432 and encodes 84 amino acids. Gene Ontology annotation, molecular function: serine-type endopeptidase inhibitor activity. The transcript is spliced from 2 exons. The record is from RefSeq and is a predicted model, not a curated record.
GUGAAGGCUGCAUUUAGUUAACUUUGACAAAACAUAAUGUCGUCCAUUCUGAAUUGCUGAUAUGAGAAAAGUCAUUCCUAGUUGUAUUUUAGUUAUCUUUUAUUUGCUCUAUAAAUAGCUUAAGAGAUUAUAACAUUCUCAAAUUAGAGAAGCAAAUUCAAAGAAACAUACAAUAUAAUGGCCUUUUGCAAAGUUGGUAUCCUUUCCCUUCUCCUACUGUCUGGUAUAAUUCUUCUGGGAAUUGAGGUGGAAUAUGGAAAUGCACAAAAAAUGUGUCUCCAGGUUUGUGACGAUGAAGUUGCUUACAUGACUUGCCCCUCUUCAGGAGACGAGCAAAUUAGUCCUGUUUGUGUCAACUGUUGCACAGCAGGUGAAGGCUGCAAAUUAUUCCGCGCUGAUGGAUCGUUAAUUUGUACUGGAACCCCUGAAUAAUAUAUUCAUCCUUUGCUUGUCAAAAUGUAACGAUCAAAUGUUUAUUUUUUGUAUUCAUGUGUGUAAUAAGGCCUGAGUUAUUACUCUGGCAGUUUCUAAUGUAAUAUAUAUGUUCAUCCUUGCUUAUAAUUUGUAUGAGGUUUUGAAGAUUUCAAUAACAAAUGGUAACUACUAUUAUAUUA